AUUGUACCAUGUCCUAACAUAACAUCGCAUCUCCACAGGCAAUGUAUAAUACAUUGCUAACCAUCUGUCAAAUACAUUGCAGUUUGCAAAUUUGUGUUCAAAUGAAAAAAGCUCUGUCAAACCACUGAUGUAUUCAGACAUCAAUCGCUAAACAUUAGAGCAGCCUCCAUUGUCAAUAUUGCUAGCAAUUCAGGUUUUAGAAAUCUUUAAUUGCGUGUCGAGAUGCCCCUUUAUGUUUGUAAUGAAUCUGUUUUUGCAUUGAAAUAUUUGUAUUUCUCUGCUAAUUUGCCUUAAUUUUUUGAUAAACUAUGUCGUGCACACCAGCAAAGGAAGAAGACAUAAAUCUCAUUAAGGAUUUGACCCCUGUAAGAUUUUUGAUUAGCCCGCGUGGAAAAUUGUGUAUGCAAGAUUCGUUUACGACAUGCAAAGAUCGAUUGGAUGAUAUAAUUUCACAACAAAAAAUAAAUUACUUCAAAUGGCAAAUCGCUCAAAAAAAGGGUUUCGCGAUUUGUAUUUCGAUUGAGGCUAUUAAGACCCGUGCUUUAGUAUCUAAGGGAUCUGCUCGUCAACUUAAGGAAAACGAGGAAACGCUUUAUCACAGAGAUCUAAAACCGCUGAUAGAAAAGCUGAAUAUAAUUGUGUCGGUAUUCGAAAAUAUAACAAAAAUUGCAGGAGAAUCACUUCGAUUAUUGAUAGCAUUAAGUAAAUUACCCGACAAUACAGAUAAAGUUUUUCACCAGUCAUGGCCGUUGUCGCAAUAUAUCAACUUCUUAGACCAAUUAUAUUCUUCUUAUAACAAAGAAAAUAAUAUAAAACAAAGGGUUGCUUGUGAAUUGCCGCAUUGUAUGAACAGAUCAGAUUUAAUUCGUUGUACAACUGCAUGGGAAUACCCACAAUACGUUGAUGAAUGGACAUACUUAAUGUUUGCAUUUUUGGAAGAAGAGAAAAAAAACAGAACUUAAUUUAAGAAGAUUUCUUCAACGUUCACCUAAAAUCAUUUGCCGCUAAAUAUGAUUCACUAGGGAUAUACAUAAUAGUCAAUGAUGCACUGUACUAAUGGUUCGGUCGUAACCAACUUCCAUGUGCAAUACAAAUGUAUAAGGAAGUCAA
Messenger RNA from Bactrocera oleae (olive fruit fly), 1110 nucleotides. The record is from RefSeq and is a predicted model, not a curated record. NCBI's taxonomy places the organism in Eukaryota, Metazoa, Arthropoda, Insecta, Diptera, Tephritidae.